AUGACUCCUAACAAAUCUAAAAAAUCAUAUGUCCAUGAUACCAUAGUUGAUUCAGUUACUGCUUUACCCCCAACACGAAAUCCAAGUAGCAGUGCAACAUCUUCUAAUGUUAUGGUCUCCUUUUGGAAUGACAAUGGCGAAAAUCUAGAGCAAGAACCUCAUGUAAUUGCAACGACAUACGGUCCACCAUUCCAUAUGUGUAAUCUAAACUUGGACUAUGCUUACCAAUCCUCCGAAUUUGAUAUGCCAUCUAAUGAACCACCACCAUUAGACGCAUCUCUUGAGAUUGGAAUGAAGUUUAAUAGCAAACCAAAUUGUCAACUUGCAGUUAAGCAUUAUCACAUAAAACACUCAAUCAAUUACCGUGUAGUGCAAUUUGAUCAAUACAAGUAUGUAAUUAAAUGUGUGAAUCCACAAUGCUUGUUCAAAUGCAGGGCUUCGUUAAGCCAAAAAAGUAAGCAAUGGGUGAUUGGUCAUUUGAAGGGGCCCCACAAUUGCACAAAUUCCUCUAUGUCACAGGAUCAUAUCAAGCUUGACUCUAACAUCAUAUGCGAAAGCAUAAAGUUGCUUUUGAAAGUCGAUCCAUCAAUUAAAGUGAAUGUGAUCAUUGCACAUAUUCGAGAACGAUACAACUACACAAUCACCUAUAGAAAGACAUGGAUGGCAAAUAACAAAACUAUCGAAACGAUUUAUGGGAACUGUGAAAAGUCUUACAAUGACCUUCCAAGGUGGUUGUUGGCUAUGCAAAAAUUUCUUCAAGGAACUAUUAUGGAAAUGGAAGUAUCACUUGCAUAUUCUGAUAAUACUUUGUUACAGGGGUCAAAAAAUUUCAAACGACUAUUCUGGACUUUCUCUCUGUGCAUAUCUGAGUUUAAAUUUUGUAAAUCAUUUAUCUUAGUGGAUGGAACUUGGUUGUACGACAAGUACAAUGGGACUCUUUUGCUUGCUAUUGCACAAGAUGGAAACAAAAAUACAAUUAACAUUGCUUAUACACUUGUGGAAGCUACAAAUUCAUCUUACAACACUUUCAUUCAAUGCCUAGUGAAUAAUUCACAACCUUCACACCCUAUAACUUCAGCAAUUUUCACACCAAACAAUUCUUCAUUCUCUUCAGUCUUACAAGCCUACAUAAGAAACCUUCGUUUCAACACAACAACAACACCAAAACCAUUUCUCAUAAUCACAGCAUUGCAUGUUUCACACAUACAAGCAUCAAUAAUUUGUGCUCAAAAACAAAACUUUCAAAUGAAAAUAAGAAGUGGUGGACAUGACUAUGAAGGUGUCUCUUAUGUAGCUGAAGUUCCAUUUUUUAUACUUGACAUGUUCAAUCUUAGAUCAAUUGAUGUUGACUUAGAGAAUGAAACAGCUUGGAUUCAAAGUGGUGCAACACUUGGUGAAGUUUACUAUACAAUUGCUGAGAAAAGUGAAAUUCAUGGUUUUCCAGCUGGUGUUUGUCCUACUGUUGGUGUUGGAGGACAUGUUAGUGGUGGUGGUUAUGGUAAUUUGAUGAGAAAAUAUGGUACUUCAAUUGAUAAUGUUAUUGAUGCACAAAUAAUUGAUGCUAAAGGUAGAUUACUUGAUAGAGAAGAAAUGGGUGAAGAUCUUUUUUGGGCUAUAAGAGGUGGUGGUGGUGCUAGCUUUGGUGUUGUUCUUUCUUACAAAAUUAAGCUAAUUAAAGUUCCUAAGAUUGUCACUGUUUUUCUUGUUCAUAGAACUUUGGAGGAAAAUGCAACAAACAUAGUUUAUAAUUGGCAACAUGUAGCACCAACUACAAGUGAUGAUCUUUUCAUUAGGCUUAUGUUGGAAGUUGUAAAAGAUGCAAAAACUGGAAACAAAACUAUAAGGGCUGGUUUUGUAGCUCUAUAUCUUGGUGACUCAAAAUCUCUUCUUUCACUAAUGAAUGAGAGUUUUCCUCAAUUGGGUUUGAAGGAAAGUGAUUGCAUUGAAACAAGUUGGAUUAAAUCUCUUAUGUUUUGGGCUAAUAUCAAUAUAACUGAAAAAGCUGAGACUUUGCUUGAUAGACAACCACAAUCAAUGAUUUACUUGAAAAGAAAAUCGGAUUAUGUGAAGAAACCAAUUUCAAUGGAGGGUUUGGAAGGGAUUAUGAAGAAGAUGAUUGAGUUGGAAAAUGUAACAUUCUAUUUCAAUCCUUAUGGUGGAAAAAUGAAUGAGAUUUCAUCAAAUGCAACUUCUUUUCCUCAUAGAGCUGGUAAUUUAUGGAAGAUUCAAUAUCAAGGUAAUUGGAAUGAGGCAGGGAUAGAGGCAGCAUCUUAUCAUAUAAAUGUUACUAGAGAACUUUAUAGUUAUAUGACUCCUUUUGUGUCAAAUAAUCCAAGAGAGGCUUUUCUUAACUAUAAGGAUAUUGAUUUGGGAGUUAAUCAUAAUGGUAAGGAUAGUUAUAUUGAAGGAAAAGUUUAUGGAGUUCAGUACUUCAAGGAUAAUUUUGAUAGAUUGGUGGAAAUUAAGACUAAGGUUGAUCCUGGUAAUUUCUUUAGGAAUGAACAAAGCAUCCCUACUCUGCCUAAUAGGAAGAGAAGAAUCAUACACUGA
Molecule: messenger RNA, 2550 nt
Organism: Cicer arietinum (chickpea)
Lineage: Eukaryota; Viridiplantae; Streptophyta; Magnoliopsida; Fabales; Fabaceae
Product: berberine bridge enzyme-like 8
Molecular function (GO): FAD binding; oxidoreductase activity
Source: RefSeq, a predicted model, not a curated record